Messenger RNA from Seminavis robusta, 1200 nucleotides. NCBI's taxonomy places the organism in Eukaryota, Bacillariophyta, Bacillariophyceae, Naviculales, Naviculaceae. The record is from the annotation of a GenBank genome assembly.
AUGAUGCAACGGCGAUCUUUCUUUGUCGGUUUUCUGAACGAGAGCACCAUGGAUCAACUUGCCAAGGGUGACUAUGUCAUCAUCAAUGGCCUCCAGAGUGAUGCAGGGAAGAAACUGAAUGGAGGAAAGGGGAUCAUUCUCAACAAGCCCACGCUUACAGAAGACGGUGUCCAACGGUAUCCGGUUCUUUUCUACGCUACCAAGACUGCCAGUGGCGGCGACGACUUGGUGGCAUUGGAUCCUACCGCCAACAAAAAGAUCAAGGCCGAAAAUCUCAGUCCAGAUCCACAAGAUCCCACAGAGAACACCCUCCUGCAUGAAGUGGCCCAUCGGGAAACGGCCAAGCUACAAGCACAAGGGGUAGAGGCCAUGCAAAAGGGGAUCUUCUGGCUCGAGGUGUACCACGGAGCUUGGCCCGAUAACCUUGGAUUGGCCUGUAACUAUGCCAGUACCUUGAGAAGUCUAGACAAAUCUGCAGAAGCAUUCCAUGUGAUCAAGGACUACAUAUUGGGGAAUUAUCUCUCUCCUUCUGAUCCUCGAUAUCCACAUUUUUGCUUUGAUUUCAGCAUUCUGCGCUCCAAGGCUGGGCAGCAACUCAGUGCUGCAUUGGAUUAUGCUCUACAGAUUCCUAUGGACACACCUCAGCACACAGAAAUGGUCAUGGAUGCUCUUCUCGAACUCGCCCUUACAUGCAACCGCAUUCUCCAGGAAAAUCCCAAUGAGGAUAACUCCCAAGUUGCUGGUAUUCAUGUGCAAGCUUGCCAGGAAUCAUUGAAAUGCCGCCCUGAAAGUGAAGCAUAUAUGAUCAAUCUGGCUGCUGCAUACUGUAUGGCCGGAAACAAUUUGGAAGGUGCUCGUUGGUACCGUCGUGCAUUGGCCAUGCCAAAUCCACAAUUUGAUGUCGCUCAUCAAACCCGAAAUCUCAUGGUGGCACAGCUCCAAUGCCCUGGCAUGCCACUGGAAGAUCAUCACGUUUGCCAUGGAUCUCCCUCACACGUGACUUCAAUUCUCAAGAAGGACAAAGAGAAAUGGCUCUUGCAAAACAAACUACUUUCAGAAGGGCGAAACAUCCAAGGUAUGACAAGUACAAUGAUCGUCAAUUCAGAAGAGGGGGGCGCCCUCAUUCAGCAUCCAAUGCCAUCUGGUCCGGACGAUCCAGAGGUCUUCCCUGAAGAAUUCUUGAAGGAGAUCCGUCCUUGA